AUGCCUCGGGCUCAACCCGGGAUCGUGCGGGCAGGAGCUAGAGGCUGUCAAACCGAAGCUGUGGGCCAUGGAGCAGACCCAAGGGCCGGAGACGCCCGGGGAACGGGGGCCGCAGUGGCCCCGCAGCUGCUGAGCCCUGAGGCAGGUUGCCUGUGCCCCUGGACCCCCAUGGAGAAGGUGGAGUUGGACCACAGGUCCCUCUAUGCGGGCAAUGUGGACUACGGGGGCACAGCAGAGGAGCUGGGAGCCCACUUCAGCCCCCGCGAGUUCCGCCGGAUCACCAUCCUGUGUGCCAAGUUCUCCGGACACCCCAAGGGGUCACUAUGCAUAGAGUUGGACACCAAGAGCUCAGCCCAGGCCGCGGUGGGGCUGGAUGAGACCAUCGCCCCCCGCCGAGUCAUCAAGGUGCUGCCCAAAAGGACCAGUUUGCCGGGGAUCCGCUCCACGGACCGCGGGGGCUUCCGAGGACAGCCAGGCGCCGGAGGCGGGCUCUUCCCGCGCAGCGGCGUCCGGGGCGGGGCCGGCUUCAGAUCGCGAAGGCGGAACCGUGGGCGGGGCCCGAGGGGCGGUGGAAGCCCUUUCCGAGGUGUCCGCAGGGCAGAAGGGCGGGUGCGGUUUUGA
Messenger RNA from Neogale vison (American mink), 621 nucleotides. RefSeq names its product PABPN1 like, cytoplasmic (gene PABPN1L). Gene Ontology annotation, molecular function: nucleic acid binding. The record is from RefSeq and is a predicted model, not a curated record. Lineage: Eukaryota; Metazoa; Chordata; Mammalia; Carnivora; Mustelidae. Bases 1 to 621 code for a protein of 206 amino acids. The transcript is spliced from 6 exons.